This is a messenger RNA of Astyanax mexicanus (Mexican tetra), 2638 nucleotides long. It is a transcript of the gene atp6v0cb, whose product is annotated as ATPase H+ transporting V0 subunit cb. The coding region runs from base 218 to 685 and encodes 155 amino acids. Gene Ontology annotation, cellular component: proton-transporting V-type ATPase, V0 domain. The transcript is spliced from 3 exons. Lineage: Eukaryota; Metazoa; Chordata; Actinopteri; Characiformes; Acestrorhamphidae. The record is from RefSeq and is a predicted model, not a curated record. Gene Ontology annotation, molecular function: proton-transporting ATPase activity, rotational mechanism. Gene Ontology annotation, biological process: proton transmembrane transport.
AGUCUCUUCCUCUCUCUCUCUCUCUCUCUGUCUGUCUCUCUAUCUGUCAACCUCUCUCUCUCUCUAUCUCCGCCCUACACACACACUCUCACUCUCUCUAACUCUCACACUGUUCACUAGUACAGAGCACAGAGAACCUGCUGGAUCAGGACUGUAGGUGUAGGUGCAGCAGCAGGUUGUAGGUUCUAGAUACAUAGUUUAUACAAAGGUUCUCAGGAUGACCUCCACAGCUCAACCCAUGUACUCCCCGUUCUUCGCAGUGAUGGGAGCUUCAUCAGCCAUGGUGUUCAGUGCGCUGGGCGCAGCGUACGGUACGGCGAAGAGCGGUACGGGGAUCGCUGCCAUGUCGGUGAUGCGUCCAGAGCUGAUCAUGAAGUCCAUCAUCCCGGUGGUCAUGGCCGGUAUUAUCGCCAUCUAUGGGCUGGUGGUGGCGGUGCUGAUCGCCAACAGCACCACCAGUGAUGUUACUCUGUAUAAGAGUUUCCUGCACUUGGGCGCUGGGCUGAGCGUGGGUCUGAGCGGGCUGGCCGCGGGAUUCGCCAUCGGGAUCGUGGGCGACGCCGGGGUCCGCGGGACCGCCCAGCAGCCCCGACUCUUCGUCGGAAUGAUUCUCAUCCUCAUCUUCGCCGAAGUGCUGGGGCUGUACGGCCUCAUCGUGGCCCUCAUCCUCUCCACCAGGGGCUGAACCCCCCCGAGACCGGACCAGGAGAACCGGCUGGAACCCGGCGCUGCCACUAGAAAACCUCAUAACUCCAAAGCAGGAAAGGGAAAUAUGCUCUGAACGUCUGAUUAUGCAGCAUUUGAUUUUAAGCUUUUCUAUUGGACGAUUAAUAAGUGAUGUAAUGUUAUGUUAGCAAUGAUGGACAACCAAAAAAAACUGUCGCAAGAAAACUUUGUAUAAUAAUGCAAGUGUAGCACCAAGGGGGCGCUGUUGUAUCAAUAAAUAUUAUGCUACACAUAAAAAGCAUUUAUAGAUCUUAUUUUGUAUUGUAAUUUAACUACAAAAUUUAGUUUCAUUUUCUUCAGGCUGAACUGUAGGUAAUGAUCCUAAAUUCGAACAAGUGUAAGUUAACAUCAGAUAAUCUGCCAUUUAAAUACAAAAUAACAGCCAAUAGGAGCUUGCCUGUAAGAUACAAUCGCCUUAAAAAAAUGCGUACUUACGUUAAGUUUUCUUACGACAUCUACUUAAAAAAAAACUCCUUCAAUUGGUAAACAAUGGAACAAACAAUCCAAACAAAAAGAUUUCAGUAUGUGACCUUAACGUUUCUGUCUCUCAGUUUAACAUUUUAAAUUUAACUUAUUAAAUUUAGCGUUAGCGCAGCUGCUAAUCCUGGACUGUCUGUAUUGAGAACCUAUAGAGAGCCGAUCCCUGUUUGAGAUGGGGGCGGAGUCUUCCUGGGGAGGUGCUGAGGGGGUGGAGCAACUGGAGUUCAGUCUGUUCCAGAGUCAGAUCUAUAAAAACUGAACUAAAAUUAAGUCUAAUAUCUCUCUCUCUCUCUCACUUCACACUUCUGUCACUCAUCCUUCACAUCAUCCAUCACUUCUAUAUUUGCCCCUUUUUCUUUUGAUCCUUUGUUUUGAUACUAUUCUUUUGAUUUCUUUUUUUAAUUUCUUUUUAUAUAUUUUUGGCUUUCACCUUUCCCCCUUUUCUUUUUUUUUUGCUUUUUUUUGAUCAUUUUUAUUGAUAGUUUAUAUUUUCCAUUCCAUUAAUCUGUUUCGUUCCUUCUUUUCAUCUUUUAUCACUUCCACGUUUUUUUAUCCUUUUUUAAAAAUAUAUUUCACCUUCCUUUGAUCAUAUAUUGCCUUUCUUUUCAUCUUCUCCUUUUUAAGAGCUUUCUAUCUCUUUCCAUCAAUUUCUCUUUCUCAAUCUCUCAUUCUGUCUUUUUUUGACACUUCUGUCACUCAUCCAUCACUCAAUCAUUCUUCUUUCUUUUGAUCUUGUUCUCUCACUUUUAUAUUUGGCCCUUUUUCUUUUGAUCCUUUAUGUUUUGAUACUGACUGGUCUUUUAAUCAUUUUCUCCUUAUUUGUUAAAUCUUUUAUAUACUUGUUUAUUUAAUCUUCUUCCUUUUUUAGUUUUUAUUUGUUCUCUUUUUUGUUCCUUCUUUUCAUAUUUUAUCACUAUCAUUUCUUUAGGUCCAUUUUUUCAAUAUGGUUUCACCUUCCUUUGAUCGUGCAUUGCCUUUUUUCAUCUUUUCCCUUUUUAAUGAGUUUUUUUUAUCUCUCUCUCUCUCUCUCUCUCUGUGGCUGGAGGAUUUCUCUCGCUCGUGUGUUUCUGAUUGUGUGUGUGUGUGUGUGUGUGUUGGUAAUGAAUCUGAUGAUGAUGAUGAUGUAAAUGGAGUGUAUCUCAGAUCUGAUCAGUCUGGGACUGAAAUCGUUUGUUAAAUGUAUUUUUUUAUUUUAUUUAUGAGCAGAUUGAGAUUGUUAAUGGAAAUAUUGUAUUAUUAUGCAGAUUCUGAUGAAUAUGAGUAUAAAGGAAUAAAGUGUUGUUAAUCAGUUUAUCUGCACUGUGGGCAUUUAGCGGCGCCCCCUGCUGGUACGUGUGUGUGUGUAAACUGCUGACCCACAGCUCAGGGGUGUAUCUGUGUGUGUGAUGUUUUGAUUGAAUAAAGCUGAGUGUGUGUCUGUCUCACACACACA